Messenger RNA from Aspergillus vadensis CBS 113365, 1378 nucleotides. RefSeq names its product Ser/Thr protein phosphatase family protein. Gene Ontology annotation, molecular function: hydrolase activity. Bases 202 to 1263 code for a protein of 353 amino acids. Lineage: Eukaryota; Fungi; Ascomycota; Eurotiomycetes; Eurotiales; Aspergillaceae. The transcript has a single exon. The record is from RefSeq and is a predicted model, not a curated record.
ACCUUGUUAUCCGAUGACGAAACUUGCUACCUCCUACCUCCUAACUAACUUAAGUUAAUUAACCCCUCCUACCUACUUACCUACCAACCUACCAUUGAUGUAACCACACUUUCAUAUACUCCCCCCUCCCAGCUACUACCCCAUAUACUUCCACUUCACUUCACCAUCAAUUAAAACACACCAUACAACAACACAACCACCAUGUCCACCACCCACCCCCCAACCUCAAAACCAAACCCAAAGACAGUGAAAACAUCAAUCCUCCUCCUAAGCGACACCCACACCCUCACCCCCUCCCCGCCCUCCCACCCCCCCAGCACAACCCCCUACCGACACCCCCUCCCCCCCACCGACCUCCUCAUCCACGCCGGCGACCUCACAAAAGUCGGGCACAAGCACGAGCACCUCACCACGCUCUCCUUCCUAAAACUCGCCCCGGCACCCCUAAAACUCAUCAUCCCGGGCAACCACGACAUCACGCUCGACGAGCCGUACUACAAACGUAUCGGCCACUACCGCCACCGCUACCGCACCGACCACACGGCGCCCUCCGCCACCAGUGGAAGCGAUAACGUCUCCGCGGGGAAACUCACGCCCGGUAGGGGAUUAUCUGAUGAGGAGUUACGGGAGAUAAAGGACCUGUAUACGGGGAAGGAGGCGUGGGAUGCGGGGAUUAGGUAUCUCGAGGAAGGAACGCAUGUGUUCAGGUUGGGGAAUGGGGCUGUGCUGAGGGUGUAUGCGAGUCCGUAUACGCCGGAGUUUUGUCAGUGGGGGUUUGCGUAUCCGAGGGAGGUUGAUAGGUAUAAUCCUCCAGAGGAGGAGGGGGAGGGGGAUGAUGGGGAUAAUGGGGAAGGGGGGAUAAGGAAGGUGGUGCCGGAUUAUCCUGGGGUAGAUGUGAUGAUUACGCAUGGACCGCCGUAUGGGGUGCUGGAUCAGGUAGUGCCGAAUCAUAUGAGUGUGGGGUGUGAGCAUUUGUAUCGGGCUGUGAAGAGGGCAAGGCCGAGAUUACAUGUGUUUGGACAUAUUCAUGAGGGGUAUGGGGCGACAAGGAGGGAGUGGAGUUCGGGGAAUGAGAGUGUGAUUCAGUGUGAUAAGGAGAGGACGUUGGAGGAACGGUGUGCGAGGGUGGAUGUUAGUGGGGAAGGGGGUAAUAGGUUGAGGGUUGGGGAGGAGACGUUGUUUGUUAAUGCGAGUGUGGUGACGGUGCAGUAUCAUCCUGUUAAUGCGCCGUGGGUGGUGGAGAUGGAUUUGCCGGCUGAGUAGGAUCCUAUUAGAUAUGGACUUUAAUGGUGCCUUGAUGGUACUUGGUUUGUCUAUGAAAUAGAGGUACAGUAUAUAGUCUUAUUCUUAAUGGCUAUCACUUAUGUCUGUGACAUGA